CGCCUCCCGACUCGACGAUGCCUCGUCAUGAUGAUCGCUAUGCAAACACCCGUUUGUACGUUGGUCGAAUUUCUCAUCGCACCCGUGCUCGUGAUCUUGAAGACCUCUUUGGUCGAUAUGGAAGGUUUUUGGGUUUUUUGGCCCAACCUGGAGGUCUUUGGUGGGAGGGUGCCAUUGGUGGAUUUGGUGUCUAUCCUUCCAAGUUUAUAGGAGACUUUGGCGAUUCUUUCUCUAAUGUUAUUGAUGUGUGUUAAUGGAAAUCAUCACCAAGUGGUGUUUAGUUGAUCUUCUGAGGACUGAAGUAGUGUACCUUUCAGUAUUUAAGUCCUGAUGGCCUUCUUUCUGGCAACAAUUUCCGCAGAGUACGAAAUGUGGAUAUGAAGCAUGAUUUCGCCUUUGUUGAAUUCAGUGACCCUCGAGAUGCUGAUGAUGCAAGGUACAGUCUAGAUGGACGAGAGUUUGAUGGUAGCCGAAUUAUAGUGGAGUUUGCUAGAGGGGUUCCUCGUGGUCCUGGAGGUUCUCGUGAAUAUCUAGGAAGGGGACCUCCUCCUGGUUCUGGCCGAUGCUUUAACUGUGGUAUAGAUGGGCAUUGGGCUCGGGACUGCAAAGCAGGAGACUGGAAAAACAAGUGUUAUCGUUGUGGAGAGAGGGGCCACAUUGAAAGAAACUGCCAAAAUAGUCCUAAAAAGCUCAAACGCGGACGGAGUUAUUCAAGAUCACCUUCUCCACGCCGUGGUAGGAGCAGGAGUCGGAGUUACAGCCGAAGCCGGAGUUACAGCCGUUCAAGAUCUCCUGUGAGAGAUGGGCGUCGUGCUGACCGUGAAGAUAGGGGUGGAUCGAGAAGCCCCCACUACAGCAGGAGCCCCAGGGGUAGCCCUCCACCUUCAAAGGAUAGGAGGCGCAGCCCCUCCCCUGAUGGCAGCAGGAGUCCUAAGGACCGAACUAGGAACUCUCCCCCGAAGGAGGAAGCUGAGCGCAAUGGUUCUGACUAUGGUCGUAGUCCCCGUAGGGAAAACAGCAGGAGCCCUAUGAGCCAGGAAAGGGGGAGCCCUCGUGCCAUGAGCCACGAAAGGGAGAGUCCUCCUGCCAGGAGCCAUGAAAGGGUGAGUCCUCUUGCCAGGAGCCAUGAAAGUGAGAGCCCUCGUGGCAGGAGUUACAAAAGCCCUGAAACUAAUGGUGGAAGUCGAAGCCCUAGGGAGUAUGAUGAUGAUGAUAAUAAUCAAUAUGCAUCUCCAAGGCGCAGUGCCUCUCCUCCAAGCUGAUGUUUGGUUGUUUCAGUUAUGGUUAUGGUAACCUUGACUUUCUAGCCGUUGAGACCUUGCUGCAACUUUUGACUUGCUGUUGUGGAUUGCUUAAGGAUUUCCAUAUUUAUGGAUUAAGACCAUUUGAGGGUUGGCAUUUUCUUAUCAAUCUAGUUAUCUUUGCCAUUA
This is a messenger RNA of Zingiber officinale, 1430 nucleotides long. RefSeq names its product serine/arginine-rich splicing factor RS2Z33-like. The transcript is spliced from 7 exons. Gene Ontology annotation, cellular component: nuclear speck. Lineage: Eukaryota; Viridiplantae; Streptophyta; Magnoliopsida; Zingiberales; Zingiberaceae. Gene Ontology annotation, biological process: mRNA splicing, via spliceosome. The coding region runs from base 378 to 1262 and encodes 294 amino acids. The record is from RefSeq and is a predicted model, not a curated record. Gene Ontology annotation, molecular function: mRNA binding; zinc ion binding.